Messenger RNA from Drosophila pseudoobscura, 1074 nucleotides. It is a transcript of the gene CCHa2, whose product is annotated as neuropeptide CCHamide-2. Lineage: Eukaryota; Metazoa; Arthropoda; Insecta; Diptera; Drosophilidae. The coding region runs from base 292 to 702 and encodes 136 amino acids. Gene Ontology annotation, biological process: neuropeptide signaling pathway. The transcript has 4 exons. Gene Ontology annotation, molecular function: neuropeptide hormone activity. The record is from RefSeq and is a predicted model, not a curated record.
UCGCAUUCGAGGGUCCCAGAUCAAGUGAAACUGGCAAAAACAUCCGCCCCAACCGCGGUCGUGUCUGUGAUUAUAGAACCCAUCCAUCUAUCGAACCUAGAUUGUAGGCCGAGGCAGGGCAGGCGAAUAAAAUUUGAAAAUAAGCUCAAACCAAGUGUGCGCGAACUGCCAGUGAGUGCCAGUGACUGCCAGUGAGUGCCAGUGCUGCUGAUAAACAGGGUUUAUCAAGGCAACGGCAACCUGUUAGCAGGGAAAACAAAGGGAGUUACGUGUACAAUCAGUUAAGCUAUCAUGAAAUCCACCAUUUCGCUGCUGCUGGUUGUCAUCUGCACCGUGGUCCUGGCCGCUCAACAGAGCCAGGCGAAAAAGGGAUGCCAGGCCUACGGCCAUGUGUGCUAUGGGGGCCACGGCAAGCGCUCCCUGAACUCCGGCACAGGAGCCGGAGCGGGCGACUCUGCGGCUGAGCAGGAGUAUGUGCGUCCGAAUGGCCUGCUGCCCAUGCUGGCGCCAAACGAACAGGCGCAGGCCCUGCCCGAGGGCGAGUUUGAUGACUACCCCGCCCGUCAGGCGCUGUACAAAAUCAUGAAGUCAUGGUUUAACCGUCCACGCCGACCGUCCCCACGUCUGAGCGAGCUGGACUAUCCCCUGACCAACUCCGGAGAGUUGUUCAACCGCGAUGGGCCGAUGAAUGCGUUGAACUAAGAACCACUGACCACACGAACUGCAAGCACUACAAGCAUCAGCAUCAGUAACACCCGAUCCAAUGGAGUACAACACCAACACAAACUGCACCGACAGCAACUGCACCGACAGCAAAAGUAACCAAACCAUUAAGAAGAGCCACAACCAACACCUGCAACAUUAUGACAUUAGCAAUUACUAUGAGUGUUAUUUACAUACUUCCGCAAAAUGUAUAGAAUGUUUGAUAAAUGUCUACAAAUAGCGCAGCAAAUGUUUCUGCUUCAACUCUUAGAGCGCAUGAAAAAUAACUGAAAUUUUUAGGGGCUGGUAAGGAUUUCAGUGCACAAAAAAAUAUAGAGGAGUCGAGAGAUGAAUAAAACCGAUACAAUUCAA